Messenger RNA from Myripristis murdjan (pinecone soldierfish), 1517 nucleotides. RefSeq names its product DCN1, defective in cullin neddylation 1, domain containing 1 (S. cerevisiae) (gene dcun1d1). Gene Ontology annotation, cellular component: ubiquitin ligase complex. The transcript has 7 exons. The coding region runs from base 88 to 861 and encodes 257 amino acids. Lineage: Eukaryota; Metazoa; Chordata; Actinopteri; Holocentriformes; Holocentridae. The record is from RefSeq and is a predicted model, not a curated record. Gene Ontology annotation, molecular function: ubiquitin conjugating enzyme binding; ubiquitin-like protein binding; cullin family protein binding. Gene Ontology annotation, biological process: protein neddylation.
CCGGAAGCAUUAUUCUGCGUGACUCGCGUUGACUUCACACGCGUUAGCCAGCUGGAUGGGAGAAAAGGGAGUCGGGCAAACACAAACAUGAACAAGCUGAAGUCCUCACAGAAGGAUAAAGUUCGUCAGUUCAUGAUCUUCACACAAUCCAAUGAGAAGACUGCGCUGGCCUGCCUGUCACAGAAUGACUGGAAAUUAGAUGUUGCCACUGACAACUUUUUCCAAAAUCCAGAGCUCUAUGUUUCAAACCUCAAGGGAGCCCUAGACAAGAAGAAGCUUGAGCAGCUCUACAAUAGAUACAGAGAUCCUCAAGAUGACAACAAGAUAGGCAUCGACGGGAUCCAGCAGUUCUGCGAUGACCUGGGUUUGGACCCGGCCAGUAUAAGUGUGCUCCUCAUAGCCUGGAAGUUUCGGGCAGCGACACAGUGCGAGUUCUCCAAACAGGAGUUCAUGGAUGGCAUGACAGAGCAGGGGUGUGACAGUAUAGAGAAACUAAAGGCUCAACUACCAAAAAUGGAGCAGGAGUUAAAGGACCAAGGAAAAUUUAAGGAUUUUUACCAGUUUACAUUUAAUUUUGCUAAGAAUCCUGGUCAGAAGGGUUUGGACCUAGAAAUGGCAAUCGCAUAUUGGAAUUUAGUACUGGCUGGAAGGUUCAAGUUCCUGGACCUGUGGAACAAAUUUUUAGUUGAACACCAUAAAAGAUCAAUUCCCAAGGACACAUGGAACCUCUUGUUAGACUUCAGCACAAUGAUCACAGAUGACAUGUCAAAUUACGACGAGGAAGGAGCAUGGCCAGUCCUUAUUGAUGACUUUGUGGAGUUUGCACGGCCACACAUUGGGACCAAAAGCACGGCUGUGUAAUGGCUGGCCGUGCUCAAUGAACAUCCAUAUGAGGUUUCAACAUCCACGAAAACACAGCAGUGGUGGUGAGAGGAGAGCAGGGGGACCGCACUGAGCUGAGAUCUAUGUUGCCUUUUCAACCCUCAGGACUGAGAUGUUUUACACAAUAGAGACUUUAUAUAUAUAUAAAUGUGUAAAUAUAUAUAUAUAUAAAUAUAUAUAUAUAUAUAUAAAAGGCAUAUCUCUUCGUCGGUCGACUUGUGGUGGUUUUGGGGCUUUUAUCUUUAAAUAUUGGGCGUUCUGUUUGUACUCAAGCCAGCUGGAGAUGGGUUACCACCUUGGACCAUGCAGCUCUUGUCCCAGUGUUUAGUUGAUGUGGUUGGGCUUUGCUGAGAAGCACCUAGAUAGACUUACUUUUGAAUCAUAACCUGAACACAAGGGUCCAUGAGGGAAUGUCCUUCUUUAAAAUAUUGAACUGAAUUUUAAUACUUUUGUGUGCAUUCCUGCUAUGAUUUUUUUUUGUUUUGUUUUUUGUUUUGUUUUAUGGAACAUUUGUGUGACAGAUCAGUAUGAAACAUUGAUUGUAAUAUUUUUUUUUUGUUCUGUUUUAAGCAUAAUGCUGUUCCAUACACACAAAUGUAUAAAGAUAAAAUAAAUGUUUCAAUUUGGUAUCUCUU